This is a messenger RNA of Neltuma alba, 3388 nucleotides long. RefSeq names its product scarecrow-like protein 14. The transcript is spliced from 2 exons. The record is from RefSeq and is a predicted model, not a curated record. The coding region runs from base 614 to 2968 and encodes 784 amino acids. Lineage: Eukaryota; Viridiplantae; Streptophyta; Magnoliopsida; Fabales; Fabaceae.
GACAGAAAAAGAAACGAACGACAAGAGAAGAGAAAAGAGAGAUUGAAAUUAUACCUACCAUUACCAAUAGGAGUGGAGAGGCUGAGGCUCAGCUGUCCCCGCGGUCAAACCUCUGACUUUGAAGUUUCAUCCACAUCGCAUUUAUCCCCCUCCACAGAGCCAUGUUCUUUGAAAAUUCUGCUCUCCAGAUGAAAACAACCCUCAUGAGGCGGAGCUGUUCCUCUCUGUACUUCUUAGAUAACUGAGCUGAACCUCACAACAACAGACUGCCAGCUUCAUCUCCCUGCUCCUCCCCUAUCACUUUUACUCUCUCUCCGGACUUCCAUCCAACUUUAGAUUUCUACCCAUCAAUCCCGUGGCUCUGGCUAGUUGGAUUCGCCCUCGAUUCAUCCCUUCUGUGCUCGUUCCAUAUUUCGUUCUAAUCAUCCUCGGCGUUUAUAUUUGUUACUUUCGUCAUCCCUUUUUGCCUUUCGUCCAAUCCCCGUUUUCGGUUGCUUAUCGGCUUUAGGAUCUGCGACUGCGAGGGAUAGGAUCUGCGACUGCGAGGGAUCUUGUGUGGCCAGUAGCUGCAACUUUACGCUUCCAAGUCUGACUUUGCUGCUGCAGUGUAUUCAUGGAUCCAAAUUUGCCUGCGAUUCGUAAUUCCCUGAACGGACAUCAACUGGCUGAUGGCACCGUCUUCUCUGAUACAAAUCAACACAGAAAUCUGGAAGAUGAAUGGAAUCCUGACGAAGACCACCAGACCGUUCUUAAUUUCUACCGUGAUAUUUUUCAUCAACCUCAUGUGGACCCACUUAGUUAUGCUCCGCACACAAGCUUGAUUUCUGAAGGAGCACCGCCGAAUCAAUCCUGGAGUGCGAGUCCCGUGGAAGGUGUGCCAGAUGUCCCGUAUUCAGCCGCGACUUCGGCUCCGGAUCCUUCUCUAGAAGAUUACGAUUUUUCAGAAACCAUCAAGUACAUGAGCCAAGUUCUUAUGGAGGAGAACUUGGAACAGAAGCCGUGCAUGUUUUAUGAUCCACUCAGUCUAAAACUCACUGAGAAAUCAUUUUAUGAUGCCCUUCGAUACAACCAACCUCUCUCUCCUAAUGAGCACCCUCUCCUUGACAUUGUUGAGAGCCCAGAUGCUCAUUCCUCUGGAACUGGUACUGAUUCUAGCGCCGGCGGUGGCGGCACCAGCACCAGCACAAGCACCAACGACUUAGAAUUAAGGCCCUCUUCGCCAGAGAACGCUGUUUUGGGGGAUUAUGCUUUCCAGUUCAAAUCGCAAUCCAUAUCUCAGCGGCCCUCACAACCUCCAAAUACUUCACUUAAUAUCAGUGACGGACUCCUGAAUUUGGAUUCUUCUAUUACUCAGCUUUUGGCUCAAAAUAUCUUUAGUGAUGCAGAAUCUGUCUCGCAAUUCAAUAGAGGUUUAGAGGAAGCUAGCAAAUUUCUUCCCAGAGGAGCUCAACUCGUCACUGGUCUGGAGAGCACCACAGUGUCUGUACAGUCAAAGGGGCUGGGAGAAAAGGCGGCGCUGAAAAUAGAGAAAGAUGCUAGGGAGAAUUCGCAUGGGUUAAAGGGUAGAAAGAAUCAUGACCGUGACGGUAGUGUUGAUGAAGAAGAAGGGAGAAGCAACAAGCAAUCAGCAGUGUAUGUCGAUGAGAGUGAAUUAUCGGAGAUGUUCGACAAAGUGUUGCUGAGUGUUGAGAAUGUUCCAUUCUGUGCUGAGUACGAAAGCUCGCACGGUGGAUCAGCGAAAGACAUGCCGCCAAGUGAGCAGGCUGUGGAAUCAUCUGAUGGAGGGAAGACACGCUCUAAGAAACAAGGCAGUAAGAAGGAAACGGUGGAUUUGAGGACACUUUUGGUGUUAUGUGCACAAGCCGUGUCUUCCAACGAUAGAAGGACUGCUCAUGAAUUGCUAAAACAGAUCAGGCAACAUUCUUCACACUUGGGGGAUGCAUCUCAGAGGGUGGCUCAUUAUUUUGCCAAUGGCCUUGAGGCACGUUUGGUAGGUGAUGGUGCUGGAACCCAGCUAUUUUAUACUUCUCUGAGCUCCAAGAGAAUCUCUGCUGCUGAGAUCUUGAAAGCUUAUCAAGUUUCAAUAUCUGCCGCACCUUUUAAGAAGUUCGCACAUUUCUUUGCAAUAAAGAUGAUUUUAAAAGCAGUCGAAAAGGCAGAAACCCUCCAUAUUGUUGAUUUUGGUAUCCUAUAUGGUUUCCAGUGGCCGAUGCUUAUCAAAUUUCUUUCAAAUAGAGCUGGUGGACCUCCCAAGCUACGCAUCACAGGAAUAGAAUUUCCCCAACCUGGCUUUCGUCCAGCAGAGAGAAUUGAGGAAACCGGUCGUCGUCUUGCUAACUAUUGCAGUCGUUUUAAUGUUCCCUUUGAGUACAAAGCUAUGGCAUCACAAAACUGGGAAACCAUCCAAAUUGAAGACCUUAAGAUUGAAAGGAAUGAGGUACUUGCUGUGAACUGUUUGGUGAGGUUUAAGAAUUUACUGGAUGAGACCAUUGAAGUGAACAGUCCUAGGAAUGCAACUCUAAAUCUAAUAAGGAAAAUGAAACCGGAUCUCUUUGUUCAAACCAUUCUUAAUGGAUCCUACAAUGCCCCUUUCUUCGUUACACGGUUCAGGGAGGCACUGUUCCAUUUCUCUGCGUUAUAUGAUAUGUUUGAUACUUUGAUACCCCGUGAAAACCCAUGGAGGUUGAUGCUUGAGAAAGAAAUUUAUGGUCGGGAGGCUAUGAACGUGGUGGCAUGUGAAGGACUAGAAAGGGUUGAGAGGCCUGAGACAUACAAACAAUGGCAGGCAAGAGUUGUAAGGGCAGGUUUCAAGCAGCUCCCACUGAAUAAGGAGCUCAUGGCCAAGUUCAGGGAAAAGAUGGCGGCAUGGUACCACAAAGAUUUUGUGUUCGAUGAAGACAACAACUGGAUGCUUCAGGGCUGGAAGGGACGCAUUUUGUACGCUUCCACUUGUUGGGUCCCAGCAUAAUGCGGUGUGGCCCUGGUCUGAACUUGUGUCACAACUCAUGUAACAGACUAUCAGGUCAUGAUAAAUCUUUUUAUUUAUAUCCAGCUCACUUGACCAUGAGUCUUGAUGAAAUUUCAACACAAGUUGGGAUCGUUAAUGCAUUGGGUGGUAAGAUUGUAAGAGUCGUUGUCGAAGAAGUGAGAUUUUUGGGAUGUAAUGCAAAAAUCCUCUAUGUAUGGAUAUAAAAAAGAAGGUGGGCAACUCCCUUGUGAGCAGGGGUUGCCCGUUUAACAUGUUUGGAGGAAUAUGGGCCAUUAAAAUUAGCCUUUGAAUAGUUGGCAGCGUCCAAGUCUGUCAUUUUUAAGUACUCUGUAUCCAAUUUUGACUGUAAGAUAACUUGUAAUUUUACAUGUCCUUACCAGACUUGGCUGUGUUUUGAGA